UGUGCAGCCUGUCAGACGAGGGCCAUUAAAGAGCCUGUUGACCCAGAACCAUCCAGCAGCCCCUGCUGAAAAAUGUCACCCACCCCUUAAGGAAAAAAGAACAGUAGGCAGAAAUGACAUAGCACAUUGCCCUGGAAAUCCCUUGUGUAUGGGUAGCAGUAUCUCUCUAGCCAGCCUCCUCUGAAGCUUGUCUGGCCCAACCCCCAACAUAAUCCUUUACUUCUUACAGAUACAAGGGAUAAAGCAGCACGACAUUACCACCUCCAAAUUGAUCUGCUCUGAGAUGGGAGUAUCUCCUUUUUCAGCCAUGUCACAGCUCAGACUAGGAAAAGGCUGCAUCCCUGUGAGAUAAUGCCAGAUACCUCAUUGACCCAUCAGAUCAUAUGCAUCAGAAGAAAGAGAUGGAAUCAGGGAAUCAGAAUGAUAAAGGAAGCUUGAGGCUUGGCCAUCCUACCUCCAAGAGUCUGCAGUUCCCAUGGGAAAGGGGACGUUACUUACAGAUGAUAAAAACUCCAUGUGUGACAGCUAUUGCCUUCUGUCCAAUAUUAACAAAACAAUCUGUACGUGAUCAUUAGACCCUCACUCCCCCAGAACCCCUCAGAUGGAAGUCCCAGCCUGGCCUUUUUUAAUAGCUCUUAGAGUUCCUUUCACCCUGCGGACAAGAUUUUAGAGGAAUAGGGGAAAGAUAUCUCUGGGGGCAGCUGGAGGGAACAAAGCAGUACUACAUGUUCUUCACUCCUUUACAGGAUAGCAGCAAGGUACCCUUCUAACUACCCAUGGAUAAGAAAGCAAUCUAGUUUGGCUGAUAGGAGAGCUCUGAAAAUUCGAAUGUUCCUUUCUUCACCAGUUUCCAAGCCCUUUCCUUCCUAAAGAUUGGAGGCUAGAUCGAUGCUUGAGGGUAAAAAAAAAAAAACAUGGCCACAAGAAGAUGGUGGCUGAGAAAUCGAAGGCUAGUUCCUAAAGUAGAUCCAGGGAAGGUAGAAUUGGAGAGAUGUUUGGACCUUGGGAAAAGGAUGGAGAAGCCUGUUUAUAAUUCAUCUUCACCUUUAGUCAUUUAAAAUCACCCACAUGAAGGAAUGCCCUGGCGGUCCUGUGGUUAGGACUCCGCGUUUUCACUGCCAAGGGCCCAGGUUCCAUCCCUGGACGGGGAACUAAGAUCCCACAAGCCACACACACAGAGUGUGACCAAAAAAAAAAAAAUCACCCAUAUGAGUAUGCGGUAUGUCCCUUCCUGAAUUUAGCCAGUUCUGACCUGCACACCAUAGAUGAAAAACCAGGCAACAGCAGCUCUGGGGGAAUGGGAGGAGUUAGGGUCCAGCCCUCCCCGUGUCCAAUUUCUCUGUGUCAGCUGUUGUCGCUCAGCUGUCCACUUUCCUCCAGCCCUGUCAUUUCAGCUCUGACACCAAGGCGAGAGGCUAGGAGGUCUACAAACACCGUCUGGGUAGCUGGUGUGAGUACAGAGAGUACUGGGGGGGCUUAGCCCCCAAGGAAGAAGACCAGCCCUCCCCCAGCACCACCGUCAAGAUCCCAGGGGCUCCCUCUUUCCUCCACAGGCUGUGGACUGACUUAGGGAAUUCCAAACGAUGACAGAAAAGGAGGUGCUGGAGUCCUCCUCCUUCCCAGCAGAGACUCGGCAAAGUGGGCUACAGCGGCUGAAGCAAUUAUUCAGGAAGGAGUCUACAGGGACAAAGGAGAUGGAGCUUCCCCCAGAGCCCCAGGCCAAUGGGGAGGCAGUGGGAGCUGGGGGUGGGCCCAUCUACUACAUCUAUGAGGAAGAGGAGGAAGAAGAGGAGGAGGAGCCACCCCCAGAACCUCCUAAGCUUGUUAAUGAUAAGCCCCACAAAUUCAAAGAUCAUUUCUUCAAGAAGCCCAAGUUCUGUGAUGUCUGUGCCCGGAUGAUUGUGCUCAACAACAAAUUUGGGCUUCGCUGUAAGAACUGCAAAACUAACAUCCACGAACACUGUCAGUCCUAUGUGGAGAUGCAGAGAUGCUUCGGCAAGAUCCCCCCUGGUUUCCGUCGGGCCUAUAGCUCCCCUCUCUACAGCAACCAGCAGUACGCUUGUGUCAAAGAUCUCUCUGCUGCCAAUCGCAAUGACCCUGUGUUUGAAACCCUUCGCAGUGGGGUGAUCAUGGCAAACAAGGAACGGAAGAAGGGACAGGCAGAUAAAAAAAAUUCUCUAGCAGCCAUGAUGGAAGAGGAGCCAGAGUCUGCCAGACUACAGGAAGGCAAACCCCAGGAUGGAAACCCUGAAGGGGAUAAGAAAGCUGAAAAGAAGACACCUGAUGACAAACACAAGCAGCCUGGCUUCCAGCAGUCUCAUUACUUUGUGGCUCUCUAUCGAUUCAAAGCCCUGGAGAAGGACGAUCUGGAUUUCCCGCCUGGAGAGAAGAUCACAGUCAUUGAUGACUCCAAUGAGGAGUGGUGGCGGGGGAAAAUAGGGGAGAAGGUCGGAUUUUUCCCUCCAAACUUCAUCAUUCGGGUCCGGUCUGGAGAGCGUGUGCACCGCGUAACGAGAUCCUUCGUGGGAAACCGCGAGAUAGGGCAGAUCACUCUCAAGAAGGACCAGAUUGUGGUGCAGAAAGGAGAUGAAGCCGGUGGCUACGUCAAGGUCUACACCGGCCGCAAGGUGGGGCUGUUUCCCACCGACUUCCUGGAGGAGAUUUAGGCGUGAAGACGCCUGCUGGCGGGAGAUAACCAAACCCCAUUCUGGGCAGGCCCAGUGGAGGUUGGGGAGAAAAGGGGCGAAAGCAACUAUACUGCUGGGUGGGGGAGAUGGGAAGGCCCGCCGGAACGUGACGGUGCUUCCGGGAAGGGACUGGUUCCCGUCCCCCUUCCCCGCCGAGGGCGUCGGAUACUUGGUGCCGGGAGCAGCCUCACUCGAAACCCCUCAGGUCCAGCCUUUGAGAUCUGGAAAAAGAACGCGUCUCCACUAGGGAGACGGGAGGGGGCAUUGAGGCGAACCAUCGAAUGUUGCGAAUUUAUUAAAGUUUUGACAAAAGUUAGAAAAGUUUACCGUUUAACUGGGGGCCGAGGGGAGAGGGAGGAGAGAGGGCCUGGGAAGGGGUGGCGAAUCUUCCCCAGCUCUCCCCUCACUACCAUGGUGCGAGGUGGGGAGACAGAUGCGUCCGCCAGGCAAGGCCUCUGUCGUCAAUGAAGAAAGGGGAGCUGGACUGGGGUCACGGCCCCCGCGCCCCUGCUGCUGGGAGCAGGAUCGGGUAGCAGGGUGGGUCCCACUAGCUCUUAGUGAUGUCGCCGUGGGCAGCCCCUUGCAUUUCCGAACCUGGCUCAGUUCCGAACUAGGCCGCCAGGGGGCGAUGCAAGAUC
Molecule: messenger RNA, 3325 nt
Organism: Globicephala melas (long-finned pilot whale)
Lineage: Eukaryota; Metazoa; Chordata; Mammalia; Artiodactyla; Delphinidae
Gene: STAC3
Product: SH3 and cysteine rich domain 3
Biological process (GO): positive regulation of protein localization to plasma membrane; skeletal muscle contraction; positive regulation of voltage-gated calcium channel activity
Cellular component (GO): extrinsic component of cytoplasmic side of plasma membrane
Molecular function (GO): protein binding
Source: RefSeq, a predicted model, not a curated record